ACUUGCUAGGGAUGCACAGUUUCUGAUUGAAUACAGAAUCUGAUUUAAGCUGUUUUGCUAUCUUGUUUUGUGAUGUCAUGUAUCCUUUUCUAUUUGCAGAUCUGACAAUGCAUCGAAGCUACACCAAUUAGUCUUGUGCAUUAAUGGAGACAGUCCCUAAUGAAUUGAAGACACCAAGCAAGAUUGGAGAUAGACCAACCAGUGAUGUUGUCGUAAGACUUAGAACACAGGAUGGCCGUGAUGAUUGGCUUUACUGUCAUUCACAUAUUCUCGUUGAAGAGAGUAAAUAUUUUGCUGAUCGGUUAUCAGAUAGUUGGCCGACAUGUCAGAUUCUGGAUUCACGCAAUUGUGUUGAGGUUUACUGUGAAGAACCUGAUCUGGACUCCCAUGUCAAUGUCCUUCGACUCUUUUAUGUCAUUGCGGAUGGCUUAAUGAUGGAAAUUUGCCAUGGUGUCAAGAAUGCACUUGGCAUUUUGCGAGUUGCUGUCAAACUUGGAUGCCCAAGAAUUAUUGCAGUAUGUGUGGAUUAUUUGGAAGCAGUCCCUUGGGAGGAAGCUGAAGAGGAGGAGAUAUUAAAUACUAUACCAAGCAUGGGAUCUAAGGUGGAACCAGUACUUGCUCGCCUCCAACCAGUCAAUCCUACUGCAGUAAUGAAGAUUUUUCUUUCAGCCCUUCAAUUUGCUACGUCAUCACCUCCUUCACCUUUGAAUGAUCUGAAAAACACUGCUCAAGAACAGCUUGAAUACAUGCUUACCGAGGACGAUGAUGCUCCUUUACUGAGCGCUGAUGAAGAGAUAAAGCUAGAAGUCAUGCGAUGUGUCAAGAAGCUGCUUGAUAGAUUUAACAGCAUUGUAGAAUCUCUACUAUGUGACCUCCAAGAAUCGAUUUCAGAUUCUGGGAAAAUGCAAUCGUUGCAUUCUUGUUUGACAGAUUUGUUAUGGGCAUGUCAGAUAUUAGGAAAGUUGGAGAUUAUCAGAGAUUUUGUUUGCAGCUGGACGGAGUUGUCAGUGAAGCUAGUAACCAUCGUUCAACAAAAAGAUGGAGAAAAUCAAAUUCUGAAGACAAAGCUGAAGGUUCUUGAGGUGACUGCAAAAGUAUUAGAGGCAAUAGGCUAUGGCAUAGUUGUGUUACCUACAGUAAAACGACUUCACAUGGUGAAGCUCUGGCUUCCUUUUGUCCGGACGAUGAAGCCUUUAGUCGAUUCUGUCUCCGAGGAAACUGAGGAUGAUCUCACACUAAAAUUCGAUAGUGAGAUCUGGCAAUCUUUGGAGUCAGCAUUUGUUGCUAUUAUACUUACAUUGUCAUCAGUUGAUCAGACAGACAUUUUAACAGAGUGGUUGGAAAAUCAACAGAUUCGAUAUCCAGACCUCACCGAGGCAUUUGAAGUUUGGUGUUACAGGUCCAAGGUAGCUAAGCGAAGGCUGGCAACACUUGGGGAAGAACACAAUACAGCUAAGGCAGUAUGACUUCUCUCUUAUUUUGCCAAUUCUAGGAUUUAGCUAUCCUCCUUUUCGCGUCACUGAUUAUAUGCUGAAAACUUUCUUUUAUUCUUUCGAGUUAUAACCUAGCUGAAUUGGUAAGACAUCUUAAAAUGGCCUAGCUUCUGUAAAGUGACCUCUAUUUUUGUUCCCCCUCCAUGUUUUCAUGCUUAU
Molecule: messenger RNA, 1652 nt
Organism: Solanum verrucosum
Lineage: Eukaryota; Viridiplantae; Streptophyta; Magnoliopsida; Solanales; Solanaceae
Product: BTB/POZ domain-containing protein At3g05675
Exons: 2
Coding region: 144-1466 (440 amino acids)
Source: RefSeq, a predicted model, not a curated record